Messenger RNA from Saprolegnia diclina VS20, 540 nucleotides. RefSeq lists its product as hypothetical. Lineage: Eukaryota; Oomycota; Saprolegniomycetes; Saprolegniales; Saprolegniaceae. The transcript has 2 exons. The record is from RefSeq and is a predicted model, not a curated record. Bases 1 to 540 code for a protein of 179 amino acids.
AUGGGUCCGGACAACAUACGCCGCGACUGCGAUGGAGACAGUGUUCAAAUGGGCUUGUUGACGUUGUAUGCGAUUGCGGGGUGGGGUGCGGCGGGGGUCGCGGCGCCGCUGCUUCUUUCGGUGGGCGCUGCCGCUGCGGUGCCGUGGGCCAUGUCGACAUUUGGCACGGUUGUCUCGGGUGUUGGCACGCUUCAUGCUGCGGGCGGUGUCGCCGCCACGCUCCAAGCCGGCAGCGCUGCCUUGUGGUCGGCCAGCGCCGCCGCCGUCGGUGGCUCGGUGGGCGGGGCAUUGGGCGGUGCGCUCGGUGUUGCGGCGCCGCUCUUUGCGUCCAUGGGCGCUGCGGCCGCAGUCCCCGCCGCCAUGUCGUACUUUGGCACGGUUGUCUCGGGCGUCGGCACGCUUCAUGCUGCGGGUGGUAUCGCAGCCACGCUGCAAGCCACCAGUGUCGCUUUGGGCUCGAGCAGCGCGCUGCUCUACGGUGGGGCGGUAGGCGCCGUGUCUGGUGUCUUUGCGGGUGCCUGGACGCCCGUGGAGUCGUAG